Gymnogyps californianus (California condor) is the source of this 2128-nucleotide messenger RNA. RefSeq names its product olfactomedin 3 (gene OLFM3). The record is from RefSeq and is a predicted model, not a curated record. The coding region runs from base 1 to 1467 and encodes 488 amino acids. NCBI's taxonomy places the organism in Eukaryota, Metazoa, Chordata, Aves, Accipitriformes, Cathartidae. Gene Ontology annotation, biological process: signal transduction. The transcript is spliced from 6 exons.
AUGAGUCCUCCACUGCUGAAGCUUGGUGCUGUUCUUAGUACCAUGGCAAUGAUCUCUAACUGGAUGUCCCAAACUCUCCCAUCUCUGGUAGGACUAAAUACCACCAGAAUAACCACUUCAGAUACUCUAGUAAGUAGCUGUGAUGUGUUGCAAGCCAUCUUAAUGCUGAACCCCAAGGAAGGGUGGCAAGUUUAUAGUUCAGCCCAGGAUCCUGAUGGCCGUUGCAUUUGCACUGUUGUUGCACCUGAACAAAACCUAUGUUCAAGAGAUGCCAAAAGCAGGCAACUCAGACAACUGCUAGAGAAGGUUCAGAAUAUGUCCCAAUCUAUUGAAGUUUUAAAUCUGCGGACUCAGAGGGAUUUCCAGUAUGUUUUAAAAAUGGAAACACAAAUGAAAGGGCUGAAGGCCAAGUUUCGGCAAAUUGAAGAUGAUCGGAAGACAUUAAUGACAAAGCAUUUUCAAGAGUUGAAAGAAAAGAUGGAUGAGCUCCUGCCACUGAUCCCAGUUCUGGAACAAUACAAAACUGAUGCCAAAUUAAUCACCCAGUUCAAGGAGGAAAUUAGGAAUCUGUCUACUGUCCUCACUGGGAUUCAGGAAGAAAUUGGUGCUUAUGACUAUGAGGAACUACACCAGCGCGUACUCAGUUUAGAGACCAGGCUUCGAGACUGCAUGAAAAAGCUCACAUGUGGCAAAUUGAUGAAAAUUACAGGCCCCAUUACAGUCAAGAUAUCCGGAACCCGAUUUGGAGCCUGGAUGACAGAUCCAUUAGCAUCAGAGAAAAAUAACCGAGUCUGGUACAUGGACAGUUACACUAACAAUAAAAUUGUCCGUGAAUAUAAAUCAAUUGCAGACUUUGUCAGUGGGGCUGAAUCAAGGACAUACAACCUUCCAUUCAAAUGGGCAGGAACCAACCAUGUUGUCUACAAUGGCUCCCUCUAUUUCAACAAGUAUCAGAGCAACAUCAUCAUCAAAUACAGCUUUGACACUGGGCGGGUGCUUGCACAGCGUAGCCUUGAGUAUGCUGGCUUUCACAAUGUCUACCCUUACACCUGGGGUGGCUUUUCUGAUAUUGACCUGAUGGCAGAUGAAAUUGGGCUAUGGGCUGUGUAUGCCACCAACCAGAAUGCAGGCAACAUUGUCAUCAGCCAGCUAAACCAGGAUACAUUGGAGGUGCUGAAGAGCUGGAGCACAGGCUACCCAAAGAGAAGUGCUGGAGAAUCCUUCAUGAUCUGUGGCACCUUGUAUGUUACUAACUCUCAUUUAACAGGAGCCAAGGUCUACUAUUCCUAUUCCACGAAAACCUCCACUUAUGAGUAUACAGACAUUCCUUUCCAUAAUCAGUAUUUUCAUAUAUCCAUGCUUGACUACAAUGCAAGAGAUAGAGCUCUCUAUGCCUGGAAUAACGGACAUCAAGUCCUGUUUAACGUCACCCUUUUCCACGUCAUUAAAACUGAAGAUGACACAUAAUUUUCUUUCCCUUUCCUUUCCCUCACCUCCCUCCCUCAAAGCAGUGUCAUUUGUGAUAAACUCCAAAAGCAUCCAUCUUUCUUAGUUCCUUUUAAUUUACAUUUCUUUUUUCAUUAAGAAAAAAGCAACAUUUUCUACCAUAUAAUGCAUUUCAAAUACAGCUGAGCCUGUCAAAAAUGACCUGUUGGAAAUAAAAGCAUCUUAACUCAUGAUUCUACAAGGUCUGUCAAGACCUUGUCUUGAAAAGCACUAAAGAGGAUUUAAGUGGCUAAAGACAGUUUUUAAAGAUUAUGAUCUGCCUUAUUUUAGAGUCAGAGACUAAUGGUGGCUUAAAUGCAUGAAUGUCUUUUUUUACCUCAUUUUUGUUCUUAAUCUAUUGCUCAACUUCAGGAAAUAUUUUGGUAGUGUCAGACACAUAUUGCACAUUGUACUUUUUUUAUUUAUUCCAAAAGAAAGAUUUAGGAAUUUAAUUUACUUGGACAUGGAGUAUGAUUCAUUUUGCCAUCACCCAAUUUCAGAUGUGGUGCUGUACAGUAUGUUUUUAAAUCUCUUGCAAACAUUUUAUCAACAGUAUGUAUUUCUACCAUUGUAACCACCAUUGUGCAAUUGUAUCUCUUCACUUAUGUGAAAGUAAACUAAGUACUAUUUUUUAUAAAAUAUA